GGGGCGCGCGGGCCAGGGCCCUCGGGGCGGGCGGCGGCGCGGGAACCAGCGGCUGGCAGCCGGGCGCGCGCGAGGCAUUGGAGUCAUCCGCUUGCAAGGCAAAGGUGUCUCUGCAACCAUGGAUGAUACAAGAACUUUACUUGACGUUAAAGAGUACCCCGAUACCGAGGUACAGAAAGGCCGAGUAUUGACUCUGGAAGAAUGGCAAGAAAAGUGGGCGAGCCGCAAAAUUGGAUUCCAUCAAGAGCAAGGACAUCAGCUAUUAAAGAAGCAUUUGGAUACUUUCCUUAAGGGCGAGAAUGGACUGAGAGUAUUUUUUCCUCUUUGUGGAAAAGCAGUUGAGAUGAAAUGGUUUGCAGACCUAGGACACAGUGUCGUAGGUGUGGAAAUCAGUGAACUUGGGAUACGGGAAUUUUUUACAGAGCAGAAUCUUUCUUACUCAGAAGAACCCAUCAUGGAAAUUCCUGGAGCCAAAGUUUUCAAGAGCUCUAAAGGGAACAUUUCGUUGUACUGUUGCAACCUUUUUGAUCUUCCCAGAGCCAAUAUUGGCAAAUUUGACCGGAUCUGGGACAGAGGAGCUUUAGUUGCUAUUAACCCAGGCGAUCGUGAACGGUAUGCAGAUAUAAUGCUGUCCCUAACUCGAAAAGGGUUUCAGUACCUCUUGGCUGUUCUUUCUUAUGAUCCCACUAAACACGCAGCUCAGACUACAGAAGAGAGGGAGACAUGGAUGGCCCUAAUAUAAAAGAGAAGUCUCAUGAGCUCUGGAGUAGGAGGAAGAGAGGCUGGUUGCCCUGCUUUGAAUAUAGCAUAUAUGCUUCAUCCAUGCUGGUGGGGAUGUGUUAGGUGCAUGCCUACAAAUACGCACACAGACACACCCUCAUAGGACGAUGGGUGACACGUGGAUGUGGGGCAAUAGGAGGUGUGCUGAAAUAUCUCUAAACUAUUACGGCUUUUUAAUUUCUGAAAUUUUACAAUUUAUUGCAUUCUUUAAGAAUGAUCUUUGUUUUGAACUUAUCAAAGCGUUGUUUUCUUCUGGACUCCUUUCGAUGUGCUUGAACAUUGUAAGCUUAACCUUUUCCAUGACUGAACUUUUAUUUUCAGGAAGAAGUGAAAACCAAAUAUAUAGACUUUUAUUGUAAAAUAAUCCCCUUUUUGAUUUUUAACAGAGUUUUUUUUUAAGUAUGGCGUUUUAUAAAUAAUUACAUAUGCUAGUUUUUUUCCUGUUUGAGUAAAUCAGAUCUUAAAAGCUCAUUAAAAGAUGAGACCUAGUGUCCAUAAUUAAGUCUGGAACAAUCAGAUGGAACUAGAAAUUAAUGGAGACAGACCUCAGCUCUGCUAAUCUGAUUUAAAUUCCAUUCCUGCACAGGAAGCUUAAGGCAGGGCUUGUGGGCAGAAAAUACAACAGGCUCUGCCUGGGGCUGGAAUUCAGAAUACCUCUUGAAAGGAGCAGAAGCUAAAUUUCCUUUAAAGUAAAUGGCCUGCAGCAAAGUGGGAGGGAUGUAUAGAGAGUGAGUGCAGGAGUCAUGGGAAAUCGAUACCCCAGAAGAUGAAGGAAAUGCCAAGGAAUUUGUUAAUGAACUUCAUUCUGAUUUUAAAAUUCCCAAGUUCCGAAAACUGGACAGCAACAUGCAAAAGAAUGAAACUGGACCACUUUCUUACACCAUACACAAAAAUAAAUUCAAAAUGGAUAAAAGAUCUAUAUGUGAGAACUGAAACCAUAAAAAUCCUAGAAGAGAACACAGACAGUAAAUUCUUUGACAUUGACCGUAGCAACUUCUUACUAGAUAUGCCUCCUGAGGCAGGGAAACAAAAGCAAAAAUGAACUAUUGGGACUUCAUCAAGAUAAAAAGCUUCUGCACAGCAAAGGAAACAGUCAACAAAACUAAAAGGCAACCUUUGGAAUGGGAGAAGAUAUUUGCAAAUGACAUAUCUGAUAAAGGGCUAGUAUCCAAAAUUUAUAAUUUACAAAACUGAACACCCCCAAAAUAAAUAAUCCAGUUAAAAAAUGGGCAGAAGACAUGAAUAAACAUUUUUCCAAAGAAGACAUACAGAUGAUCAACAGACACAUGAAAAGAUGUUCAACAUCACUUAUCAUUAGGGAAAUGCAAAUCAAAACCACAAUGAAAUAUCACCUCACACCUGCCAGAAUGGCUAAAAUGAACAACAUAGGAAACAACAGGCGAGGAUGUGGAGAAAAAGGAACCCUCAAGCGCUGUUGGUGGGAAUGCAAGCUGGUGCAGCCACUCUGGAAAACAGUAUGGAGGUGCCUCAAAAAGUUAAAAAUAGAACUACCCUAUGAUCCAGCAACUGUAGUACUAGGAAUGUACCCAAAGGAUACAAAAAUACUGAUUCAAAGGGAUACAUGCACCCCAAUGUUUACUGCAGCAUUGUUUACAAUAACCAAAUUAUGGAAAGAACUCAAAUCCCAUCGACUGAUAAAUGGAUAAAGAAGAUGUGGUGUGUGUAUGUCUAUACACACACACACACACACACACAUAUACAAUGGAAUAUUACUCAGCCAUAAAAAAGGGAAAUCUAGCCGUUUGCAACAAUGUUCAUGAAGCUAGAGUAUAUUAUGCUAAGCAAAAUAAGUCAGUCAGAGAAAGACAAAUACCGCAUGAUUUCACUCAUAUGUGGAAUUUAAGAAACAAAAUAGAUGAACAUAUGGGGCAAAAAAAAAGAGACAAACCAGGAAACAGACUCUUAACUGUAGAGAACACACUGAUGGUGACCAGAGGGGAGGAGGUGGGGGGUUGGGCUAAAUGGGCGAUGGGGAUUAAGGGGGCACCUGUGAUGAGCACUGGGUGUUGUAUGUAAGUGAUGAAUCACUGAGUUCUCCACCUGAAAUUAAUAUUACACUGUAUUUUAUUAACUGGAACUUAAAUACAAACUCGAGAGAGGAAAAAAGAAAUGAAAGGUCCCAAGUCCCAUGGCUGGCCCAGCCGUCUCAUCUAAGCUGGAGAUGGGCACCCAACAUUGGCAUCCCCUCAGUAAGCCAGUCUCCUUCUUUGGUAUGACACGUGCAAAAGAAGAAGCAGAGGAACCUGUCACCUCACCAAUCUGAUAAUGAUGUUGUGUAUGGAAUAACUCUACUGAAGUCCCUGGAAAUCAGCUGAGAAUUUCUCUUCAGAAUUAGAUCUAUAGAAAUUAUUCUUCACCCUGUUUCUCUUUU
Molecule: messenger RNA, 3172 nt
Organism: Mirounga angustirostris (Northern elephant seal)
Lineage: Eukaryota; Metazoa; Chordata; Mammalia; Carnivora; Phocidae
Gene: TPMT
Product: thiopurine S-methyltransferase
Exons: 8
Coding region: 119-742 (207 amino acids)
Molecular function (GO): thiopurine S-methyltransferase activity
Source: RefSeq, a predicted model, not a curated record